Molecule: messenger RNA, 531 nt
Organism: Penicillium bovifimosum
Lineage: Eukaryota; Fungi; Ascomycota; Eurotiomycetes; Eurotiales; Aspergillaceae
Exons: 1
Coding region: 1-531 (176 amino acids)
Source: RefSeq, a predicted model, not a curated record
AUGUCCACAACGCGCGAGAACCCCGACCCGGUGUCUCCGAACGACGAACCGAUCGAAGAGGACAUUGUUUCCCCAUGUGCCGAUAUGACCAGGGAACAACUUGUCCAGGAUUCUCCGAUGAAGAUCGACCCGACACGCAUCAGUCCCAAAUGGUGGGGUGUCAAGGUCACUGCAACGUCCAAGGAAUUGCAUCUCAACACCUACAUGGUGGAACAGAUCAAGGACCUAUGCAUCUUGGGCCUGUAUGACGCCGAACUGCUUUACGUGUUCCAGAAGCAGUUCGAAGGAUGGACUGAACAGAUGUUCAAACGUGUCCAUCACACAUAUCUUCGCGCGAUGAAGAAGGGCAACGAAUUGGGGGGGUAUCGGCCUAGUGAUAGGUCCGGUGUUAAUGCCACCCUCCCGAAGAACCUUCUUCAUCGCGCGAAGAUAUGUGUGAUGGACACGUUUGAACAUCUGUUCAGUCCAUCCUUCGAACUGCUCCUGGAACACGUAAAGCAGUUCGGCGUCACAAGAUGCAGAGACCUUUGA